Molecule: messenger RNA, 5444 nt
Organism: Venturia canescens
Lineage: Eukaryota; Metazoa; Arthropoda; Insecta; Hymenoptera; Ichneumonidae
Product: CCR4-NOT transcription complex subunit 1-like
Exons: 5
Coding region: 275-5149 (1624 amino acids)
Biological process (GO): nuclear-transcribed mRNA catabolic process, deadenylation-dependent decay; negative regulation of translation
Cellular component (GO): P-body; CCR4-NOT core complex
Molecular function (GO): molecular adaptor activity
Source: RefSeq, a predicted model, not a curated record
GUCAGCGAUACCACGACGUUGUGUUGACGACCACAGUGACGCAGUCCGUGCUGUUGAUUGUAUUUUUAUUAACGUUCCAGUACAUCGUGAAUUCAAUAGAAUAUUCAAAAAAUAUGCAUACACAAUAUAAUACCGUGUGAUUACGUUAUAAAUGAAACCGGCGAAAAAAACACGGAGAUUUCUCUGGACGUAACGCCAACCAGUUUCCAGUUAUACCGGCGCGAGAAUCGCCUGUUUUUUUAUUCCCAAAAAAUCGUCUUCGGAUUCAUUUCCAAUGUUGCCGUCGUCCUCGCAACUCCACUCGGAUCCGCUGGGAAGUCCAAAGCCGCCCAGGAAACCGGGAGGUGCGGCCAUCGGUGAACUCGGUCUGUCAAGGUCUCCGUGUGAUGUCGAAGGUCUUCCAGUUUCCGGAACGUUGGACGUCGUUCCAAACAUGGCGCGAACUGUAUUAGAAGACAUAGAGAACGAAGCGAACAGUUAUUUUCAACGAAUUUACAAUAAUCCGCCUCAGCCGACGCUCUCAAUCGACGAAAUUUUGGAUGUGAUGAUAAAACUUCGAGAAUCGAAAGCCGAGCGCGAAAACAAGAUUUUCAAUUGCAUGCUGCGAAAUCUGUUCGGAGAGUACCAAUAUUUUCCACGGUAUCCGAAAAAAGCAUUGCACAUCACAGCACAAUUGUUCGGCGGCAUAAUCGAGCGCAACGUCAUCAGCGCUCAGGCACUUGGAUGCGCACUGCAAAUAGUCCUGGAUGCUCUGAAAAAACCCAAAAACAGCAAAGUCCAUUAUUUCGGUAUAACGGCCCUCGAUUGUUUCAAAACUCGCUUGCAAGAGUGGCAAUCUUACUGCAAACAAAUCAAGGCUAUUCGAAAUUUUAACGAAUUACCACCUCAUCUCAUAAAAUGUGUACAGUUUAGUUUGCAGGCUCAAAACCCAUCGACCUGGCCUCGAGCUGUUCUACUGCAGAGUUCCACAACGAUCCUCGCGACAUCCUCAAAUACGAUCGCAUCGGCUACUGUAACGACGAGCACGCGUCGGUCAAAAUUGACCUCGACAUCGACAUCGACCUCGGCGCGGCGGUCAAUCGCUAAUGCUACCAACGUUGACAUGCCCCUCGUUGCAGCUGGUAAACAUAAGAAUAUCGUGGCUCCGCCGGAAGCUCUACAGGACAAGAUUGUUUCCAUAUUUAACAACCUGAUUCAAUCGAAUCUCCGAGAAAAGUGUGACGACAUACGGAAGAUCGUGUCGAAGGAAUUUUGGCCGUGGAUGGCGCGAUAUCUCGUGGUGAAUCGCGCCAGUUCAGAGCGCAAUUUCCACGCGCUUUACUCUAAUUUUCUCGACUGUCUCCGACAACCAUAUUUCAAUAAAAUAGUUACCCGAGAGACACUUCACAACAUUAAAGUAUUGCUACGAAGAAAGAAAAGCCUUAAAAAUUUUUCCGAUCGCUCGUUGCUCAGAAACCUAGGACAUUGGCUAGGAAUGUUGACGCUUCGUAGGAACAAACCAAUUUUGUACAUUGACAUCGAUCUGAAGAGUCUUAUUCUGGAAGCAUAUCACAAGGAGCAACAAGAGUUACUUUACGUGGGGCCGUUUGUCGCCAGAAUUCUUGAGUCUUGCGCCAAGAGUCGAGUCUUUCGCCCACCAAAUCCUUGGACAAUGGCAAUAAUGAGGGUUCUUGCUGAGCUUCAUCAAGAGCCUGAUCUCAAGCUCUAUCUCAAAUUUGAAAUCGAGGCUUUGUGCAAACAAUUGAACAUCGAUAUUGCCAACCUCAAACCCGUUGUUUACCUGAAGAAUCCCCAAAAGUUGUGCGCACUCGAGUAUCAACUGUUGCCCCUCCCGAAGAAUUUAGAGGACGCGCACCGUCCUUCGCAGCAGCAACGGCAACGGGUACCAACACCAGUCGAAGAACUGAUCGAAUCAAUACCGGGUUCAAACGUGUUGCAAGCAAUACCAGCAGCUGAUGCAACACCACCAUUUUCGUCGACCUCGCAGUCGGAGCCGCGAUUCGAUUACGCGGACGUAUCGAUGAACGUGAUUGCAGCGGUAUCGCAACACAUUAAAAUCAACAUUAAUCUUACCUUAUUCCAGCUGGAGCCGAAUCUCAAACUGUUGAUACGACCAACGGUGGAGCGAGCCAUUCAUGAAUCGCUGCCUUCGCUGGUCAGUCGUUCGAUUGCGGUAGCGCUUGCGGCGAGCGAACAAAUAGUUCGGAAGGACUUUGCCCUCGAUCCGGAUGAAGUGAGGAUAACUACAGCAGCGCGUCUCAUGGUUAGGAGCUUGACCGCAGCAAUGAUGAUGACAACUUGUCGGAGUCAGAUUCUCGCAUCGAUGAGUUCGCAUCUCAAGGAAGUAUUCCUCAGGACCGUGACAGGUCUGAACUUUCUCCAAGAGGAGCUCGCUGAGCAGGCAGCAAACGUAGUUUCAGCCGAAAAUGUCGACCUCGCUUGCGCCUUUUUGCAGAAAACCGCGAUCGAAAUAGCUAUGCAGGAAAUAGAUAAACGACUCUCGAACGAGAUUCACUUGAGGAAGACGGCGCGACAAGAGGUCAGAAGUUAUUACGAUCCUGUUGCGAAAUUUCAGGCUGACCGAAUGCCCGAUAAAAUAAGGCUCAAUGCGAGUGGCGUGACGCCUCGACAAAUGGCAGUUUAUGAAGAAUUCGCUCAGAACAUUCCAGGAUUUUUGCCACUAUCCGAGCGCAACGAGCCUAGUAUACCGAAACCGUUGAAUGAAACAAGCGUAACCGUUCUCACCGGUUAUCCCGUGGCUGUUCCCUUACCAAGUAUCCUACACGUUACUUCACCCGGUUGCGCCAUAAACGACGACAAGGUUGGGACAAUGUUGGAAAAACUUGCCGGUGAAAUCGAAGCCCUUCUCAGUUCACUAAGAUUCGCUGUUUCAUCUCCUCAAUACGCCGCGCUCUACAGUCUUUUCGAAUCGGUCAUACUGAUGAGAAGGUCUCAGGACACCGGUGCCGCGUUGAUACUUCUUAAAAAAGCAGUCGAAGGCCUCCUGGAGAAUUCCACCAUUUCCGGCAGCGUGGUCGACUCAAGCAUAAUCGUAAAUUACCGCGAAGUGCAUCUAAAAGUACUCAAAUGUCUUCAACAUCCAAGCGUCUACGGUAUGCAAUGGACCAACAGACACGUAAACCAUUGUCUGAUCGAAUGCUGCCACAAAUUCCAUUACAACUUCGAAGCCAUCGAUUUGAUCGUCGAAGCUGAUCUCUUGGAUCUCGUGCAAUUUGAUCUUACGCUCGCUCAAGCUAUGGAAUUCGGCGAUCGCAUGGUCAUUCUUUUCGCCACACAACUCUUACAGUCGCAUCUCAUCGAUAGACGAGAAACCACGCACCUCACAGAAUCUGAUUUCAUCUACACUAUCAAUGUACUGACCAGAAUCGUUCACCAGAGAGCCGCACCGGAAGGAAUUUCCAUUGCGAAACUGAGUAGUCUCAUUGGGUCACUUCAGGCUUAUCGCGACCCUGAUACGCUCAUUUCCAGAGUGCCUUCUGGACCAACGACUCAUAGCAAUCCUGGAUCGUUUCAAUUUGAAGUUCAAAAUGUCCACAAUCUACCGGAUCUAAUGAAGAAGUCAAAUUUUCUCCUCCACGAGUGGGUGAAGAUCUACUACUUUCCAGCGCACUCGCACUAUGCAACCGAGGUCUUUGGAAUCUUCGUGCAGCGGAUGAAUAUUCACGGUUUAUUGAAGACGAAAGAUUCAAUAACUCUGUUCUUCAAGAUUGGUACGCAAAUGUGCGUGGAUCAUUGUUACGCGGCGUUAGCAGAGACGAGCGCAACCCCGUCGACUUUACGCGCUAAUAGUUUCCGUAUCGUGGAUGCUUUCGUGCACUUAGUCGCAUUGCUCAUUAAGCAUUUGGACGACACAUUGAAUCCCCAUACAAAAAUCGAUCUGCUUAACAACGUAUUGGGAAUAGUAGCAGGCGCAUUGACACAAGAUCACGAGUUUCGAGGCACGGAGUUUCACCAAUUACCUUAUCAGAGGAUCUUGAUAAUGUUGCUAUUGGAAUUGUGUUCUCCAGAGCCGAUUCUCAGAGCGUUUAGUUUUGAAAUACUGACAGCAUUUUGUCGCACGUUUCACAUCUUAAGACCGGCGAAAGUCGCAGGUUUCUGUUACGCCUGGCUCGAGCUCGUCUCCCAUCGGGCAUUCAUCAGUUGCAUAUUCGCGAUGGAACCGCAUGAAAAAUGCUGGGGAAUGUACGCUCGACUGCUCAUUGAUUUGUUCGAAUUUUUGAGGCCUCAUUUACGCAACGCCAACCUCUCAAGACCCGUAAACCUUUUCUACAAAGGCACGCUUCGCGUGUUGCUCGUGCUGCUCCACGACUUUCCAGAAUUCCUGUGCGACUAUUAUUACGAUUUUUGCGACGUUAUACCACAGGAUUGUAUACAAUUGAGGAAUUUGAUACUAAGCGCUCAUCCUCGGGCUGUCAGACUUCCCGAUCCCUCUACACUGAAUCUCAAGGUCGACAUGCUGCAAGAGAUCACUUACGUGCCUCGUGUUCUCACUAAUUUUGCUGCUGUGAUAAAACCCAACUUGAAAAAUCAGCUUGAUCUUUAUCUAGAGACUCGAACGCCCGUUACUUUCCUUUCGGAUCUCACGACCAAUCUUCACGUUCGUCAAGAAAAUGGAACGCACAUUAAUAUUCCCUUAAUAAAUGCGAUUGUCCUCUACGUCGGUUCCCAUGCUAUUGCUCUCAUGAGAAACCAAGGACACGCCUUCGACGUGUCAACUAUCGCUUCUUCUUCUCACAUGGACGUAUUUCAAAAACUUGCUGUCGAUCUCGACCCUGCGAGCCGCUAUUCCUUCUUCAAUGCAAUCGCCAAUCAGCUGCGCUAUCCGAGCACUCAUACCUACUAUUUUUGUUGUAUUCUUCUCUGCCUCUUCGCUGAGGCCAAGACUGAGGAAAUACAAGAGCACAUAACGAUAGUGCUGCUUGAACGUCUCAUCGUCAAUCAACCCCAUCCUUGGGGAUUGCUCAUUACCUUCAUCGAACUUGUCAAAAAUCCAAAAUACGCAUUCUGGAGUCUUGAGUUCGUCCGCAGUGCUUCUGAAAUCGAAAAGUUCAUCGAGACUAUUACGCAUUUAUACAUGAUUCAACAGCAAGUAGAGCCGCCUUCGAAGCCGCAGGAACCCGAGUUGUGAGACGUUGCGUUCGGUUUUUCUGUCAAAGUUCAAUUUUGUUAAAUGGAGAGUGGCCCCGGAGUGAUAUAUAUCGACCUACGAAUAGCCUAUUUGUUGAUUUCGUAUUUGAAUCGAAGUAUAAAACAGACGUAAGUUAGGUGUACGCGAUGUGUAAAAAGUGGCGAGACACUCGAAAGGAAUAACGUAAACUUUAUUGAAUUUCAUGGUAACGCACGAUUUUUAAGCACAACACUAUUUGCAACUUUUGUUUUUUUAUAAAUUCGUUAUAAAAAUUCUAUUAAAAAUAAUGUAUUUA